AUGACCAAAGAUGACCGUUCCCUAGAGGUCAAGACGGUUGCGGCCGUUUUCAUGUCCGUGGCAUCGGUGGCUGUGAUCUUGCGCUGCUAUGUGCGCGGAUGGGUGGUGAAGGCCUUUGGGUGGGAUGACGCGGUGAUGGUCAUCGCCAUGAUUUUCUAUGCGAUGUUCUCUGGUUGCAUGAUUGGCGGGGCCAUACAUGGAACUGGUCGUAAAUUCGCAGUGUUGACAGCACAUGAACGGGUGACCGCGAUGAGGUACUGGUGGCUCUGUGAGAUCGCCUACUGCUUCGCGUCUUUCGGCUGUAAAGUCUCCGUCUGUAUCUUCUUGCUUCGUAUCACCGUCAAGCGAGCCCAUAUCUGGAUCCUGUACACCGUCAUGCUUCUCACCGUUCUUGCUGGUCUGGCAUUCAUGUUCGUCUUGUUGCUCCAGUGUAGACCGCUGGCAUACUUUUGGACUCGCACGGCCUUUGAUGCCAAUAUCAAAGGAUCCUGUAUCAGCAUGGACAUUAUUGUUGUUAUGACAUAUAUAUACAGCGCCUUUGCAGCUCUGUGCGAUUUCACCGUGGGAAUUCUACCCAUCUUCAUCGUCCACAAGCUGCACAUGCGCACCAAGACCAAGCUGGCCGUGAUAGGCAUUCUCAGCAUGGCCUGCAUUGCUUCUUCAGCCGUUAUUAUUCGAAUCCCCUACGUGCGAACAUUCAAGGACCCCGAUUUCCUCUACGCCACCGUCGAAAUCGCCCUCUGGUCCAACAUUGAAACCGGCCUCGGAAUCACAGCAGGCAGUCUCGCGACCCUCCGCCCCCUGGUCCGAAAGUGGCUCGGCUCCGCCCACGACCCCUACUACGAUACCUCUCGUUUCCAGGGUCCAUCGGGGUCCCGUCGUCACCCAGACACCAGCCGAGACCGUCCCCUGCCCCUGGGAUCAAUCGACCACGAUGGCGUCCACGGACACGGACACGGACGACUCCGCCCGGACAAACUCGCCGUCACCGUGACGACCGUGCACACCCACCACGACUCCGGGGACCGGUGGACGGUCUCGGGCAGCCUGAACAGCAGCGAGGAGCGCCUGACGGCCGACCAGCAAAAGGCGCCAGUUUCCAGUCCCUUUGCGGCGCAGAUGACGGGGGGGAUUCAUCGGACGUUUGAGUUGACGCAGACCUCGACGAAUCUGCCGCCGACGGGGGUGAAGGACCGGUUUUGAAUGAAUUUACAAGAGAGAGAGAGAAAUAAAUAAAUAAUAAAC
Messenger RNA from Aspergillus ochraceoroseus IBT 24754, 1245 nucleotides. RefSeq names its product putative integral membrane protein. The coding region runs from base 1 to 1203 and encodes 400 amino acids. NCBI's taxonomy places the organism in Eukaryota, Fungi, Ascomycota, Eurotiomycetes, Eurotiales, Aspergillaceae. The record is from RefSeq and is a predicted model, not a curated record. The transcript has 5 exons.